UGCUCACUGGUUAGCAGAAUGUGCCGUCUGGCCACUUUGAGAGAAGAGAAUUCUAGACCCAUGUGCAGAUGUGAAAGUGCACACUUUGAAAGCUGCCAAGGUAGAGAGAGUGGCUCCUGAGGGCAGGUAGGGAGUGUCUUGGUAUCCUUCAUGCUUUGACAGCGUGGUGCUGUCAGGGUUCUUGUCGCAGGCGUUACUGGAAGCCUGGCUCAGUGCCUUUACUCCACUGAAGUGGAGGCUGCUUUUCCCCUCAUCUGACACAGUGGUCAGGCAGCAGCGAAACCCAGGGCGCAGCACAUGGGACCUAGCAUUUGUUCCCACUGAUACGGCACAGGCUCACCUUCAGACUACCUCCUAUUUAAUUCUGUGCCAACCUCCAUAUCUGGAAUUGAUACAGAUUCUCUUAACGUUGCUUUAAAAUUGAUCUGCCGUGUAGGAGAGUUCAGGGCCUUUUUAAAUUUUUUUUUAAGUUAACAAGUUUUAAAUAUAUAUAUAUUCUGCAUAUGAGAAGAAAGGUAACAUUUGAUUUGUUUGGUAGAAGCCCUUUCUUUUUCUUUCUUUGGCUUGGGUGGACCCUGUUUGUAAUUAGCUUCUGAAUACAAAGAGAAUAUCAAGUGUCCAGUGCCGCUCCAGGAGGACCACUCUUCUGUCUCCGGACCCCAGCAUGAGCUAGCUCUGUACUUAGGAUGUGGUGAAAGGCUCUUGAUUGCCUUUCUUCUCUCUUCUUCCUUCAGCCCCAGGACUAGAAGUCUUCUGCCUGACGCCAGUUACCAGAGACAGCACCUGUGCCAAGGGUCUUUCCUGGAUUGCUUCUUUUUAUGCUCUCUGGCUGGUGUGGAGAAGCCUCGAGGGACUGGUUCAUGCUGUCCUCACGAGGAAGGGCCUCACCCCUGAGUCCACAGCUUCAGAUGCUGAGAUUACCAGGAAAUAGCCUCAGAGAAGAAUGCUGAGAUAAUAGGAACCUCGUGCUCCAGGAAAGAGUAUAUGCAGAAUUAACACAGCAGGAACGGAUUUCAUACACACCCCCAGAGAGUCCAGUGGCAAGCCACCGUUCCUCGACUCCGCUUCAUGUUCACACAGUGCCUCGAGCGCUCAGGAUGGAGGAAGACUCGAUCCCCCUGCCAACACACCUGCGUUUGCAGCCGAUUUACUGGAGCAGAGAUGACGUAGCCCAGUGGCUCAAGUGGGCAGAAAAUGAGUUUUCUUUAAGGCCCAUUGAGAGCAACAAGUUCGAAAUGAAUGGCAAGGCCCUCCUGCUGCUGACCAAAGAGGAUUUCCGCUACCGGUCUCCUCAUUCAGGCGACGUGCUCUAUGAACUCCUUCAGCAUAUCCUGAAGCAGAGGAAAUCUCGAAUGCUCUUCUCUCCAUUCUUCCCCCCUGGGGACUCUAUCCACACCAAGCCAGAGGUCCUCCUGCAUCAGAACCAUGACGAAGAUAACUGUGUCCAGAGGACACCCAGGACGCCAGCGGAGAGCGUGCACCACAACCCUCCCACCAUCGAACUCUUACAUCGCCCCAGGUCACCCAUCACCACAAACCACAGGCCUUCUCCUGACCCCGAACAGCAGCGGCCCCAGCGGUCCCCCCUAGACAACAUGAACCGCCGCCUCUCGCCAGUGGAGAAAACCCAGGGGCCAAGGCUACAGCAGGAGAACAACCACCAGGAGGCGUACCCCCUGUCAGUGUCUCCUGUAGAGAAUAACCACUGCCUGCCCUCAAGCCCCUGGCAGGAGAGCACUCGAGUCAUCCAGCUGAUGCCCAGCCCCAUCAUGCACCCUUUGAUCCUGAACCCCCGGCACUCGCACUCGGUGGACUUCAAACAGUCCCGGCACUCCGAGGAUGGGAUGAAUCGGGAAGGGAAGCCCAUCAACCUGUCUCAUCGGGAGGACCUGGCUUACUUGAACCACAUCAUGGUCUCUAUGUCCCCACCGGAAGAGCACGCCAUGCCCAUUGGGAGAAUAGCAGACUGUAGGCUGCUUUGGGAUUAUGUCUAUCAGUUGCUGUCUGACAGCCGGUACGAAAACUUCAUCCGAUGGGAGGACAAAGAAUCCAAAAUAUUCCGGAUAGUGGAUCCCAACGGACUGGCUCGACUCUGGGGAAACCACAAGAACAGAACAAACAUGACCUAUGAGAAAAUGUCCAGAGCCCUGCGCCACUACUACAAACUAAACAUUAUCAGGAAGGAGCCCGGACAAAGGCUUUUGUUCAGGUUCAUGAAAACCCCAGAUGAGAUCAUGAGUGGCCGGACAGACCGUCUAGAACACCUCGAGUCUCAAGUGCUGGAUGAACAAACGUACCAAGAGGAUGAACCUACCAUAGCCUCACCAGUAGGCUGGCCAAGAGGAAACCUGCCCACGGGGACCGCAGGAGGCGUAAUGGAAGCAGGCGAGCUAGGAGUGGCUGUAAAGGAAGAGACCCGGGAAUAGCAGGGACACUUCUCCUGCCGAUCAAGAGGGACCCAGAGCACCUUAGACAAGCCACCGAGCAAUGGCAGGGCUGAAGUUCUGGCGGAGGGCACAAGCCUGAGACUCACACGUCACGUUCGCUUCUCCUUCGGAUCUCUUGUCUGUAACCCUCACCCUCACCCUCACCCUUCCCCCGCACCUGUUGUAGUCUCAUGGUGUUUCUGGUUUUGUUUUUGUUUUUGUUUUUUAAGAACAUGCAGUUUGACUAUUCAUUGUUCAUACAGGGAAGACAUCACAUGUUGUUUUCCUAUGGAAAUAUAUCUAUUAUAUAUAUAUUAUUAAUUUUUUUGUUGUUGUUGCAAAUCUCACCGAGUACGGCCAGCUCGGCUGGUCAGGAAAGAGAAAACUUGCAGAAGGAAUCGGGUUCCUCUUUUUCCUGCCACGUAGAUCUGGUGUGUCCUGUCCAAGUCAGGUCUUAGAUGAGAAAGGAAAACAAAAUGAGAGAGAUACUUUCAAACAAUGGAAAAGAAGAGUUCUGUCUCCGUCUCCCUCUCUCGCCGCUCAUCCCCGCCCCUUUCUCCUUCCCCCAUCUCUGCCUGCUAUGCACUUCACAGGCCUUCCAUCAGAACUAGCCUCACUAGCACCCGAACUACACAGUGACCCGGCUGCUCUGACAGUCAGACCCCUUGGGCACCCAUCUGAGGAAGGCCAGACAUCCCCCUCCCAGCCCCCCCCCCAAAUGCUGCUGUAUUCUAGAAAGAACAAUAGUAGGAUCGAGCAUAAGAUAGGACAGAGGGUGGCCACAGGAUUUGCAAGGCCCAGGCAGUUUGGGAUUGUCCUGAAAGUGCUACAUAUUAGGAAAAUAUAAGAGACCACACAGGCCUGGUAGUUUAGGAGCAAGAACAGGUCACCAAGGUUGUCCCAAGACAUCAUGCCCUUGUGGGAUUGUCACCACCCCACACACACACUCCAAGUCCUAGCCUUUUUCUUCUAUGCUGGUCCUCACGGAACACAGAACACACAUGAGGGAGGUUGCUGGAAUUUAGUCUCAGGCUCAGCCGGUAUGUGCACAGCCGGAGCAGACAGGAAAUUCCUCAGAUUUAGACUUUUUUUUUCCGUCUGUCAUGGCUGUAUUUCAGGAGGACAUAUCUGUGGCUCUUCUCCACCUCGACAUAAGAUCAGACGUAUCUCCCAAGAUGAGGGUAAUGCUAUUCCUUAGGGUUUUUGAUAGCAGGGAUUUGAUUUUAUUUUAUUUAUUUAUUUAUUUUUUGGAUUUUUUUUUGAGACAGGGUUUUUCUGU
Molecule: messenger RNA, 3705 nt
Organism: Mus caroli (Ryukyu mouse)
Lineage: Eukaryota; Metazoa; Chordata; Mammalia; Rodentia; Muridae
Source: RefSeq, a predicted model, not a curated record